This is a messenger RNA of Rana temporaria (common frog), 1624 nucleotides long. It is a transcript of the gene FARS2, whose product is annotated as phenylalanyl-tRNA synthetase 2, mitochondrial. Gene Ontology annotation, molecular function: ATP binding; tRNA binding; phenylalanine-tRNA ligase activity. Gene Ontology annotation, biological process: phenylalanyl-tRNA aminoacylation. Lineage: Eukaryota; Metazoa; Chordata; Amphibia; Anura; Ranidae. Gene Ontology annotation, cellular component: mitochondrion; cytoplasm. The coding region runs from base 89 to 1546 and encodes 485 amino acids. The transcript has 8 exons. The record is from RefSeq and is a predicted model, not a curated record.
CGGGUUUCCGUAGCUGGCUGACAUGCACGUGAAGUGAUCAGAGGAAAGGGCACGAAGAAGAAUAUAGAGGUUCAUUCACACAGCAGUCAUGAGCCUUACUUCAUAUCUCCCAAGAUGUUCGGGAGUCAGCAGAUGUAUCCUGACAAGCAUCCAUCGGUCUCAUUGGAUGUGGCAUCCAAGAAGGGAAGGCAGACAGUCAGGCUCUGCACUGCAAAUAAUUCUUCAGUAUUCAACAUUAUCAAGAUAUGCAGAGGCUCAUAAUCUUAGGAUUACAUCAUAUUUGAAGCAUGGACGUUUAAGAUCAGUAACCUCUAGAGCAUCUACAGAUAUUCCUAGUUCAGUGGAACUCUUCGGUAGACAGUUCCCUCGAGAUGAUUUCACAAAUAUCACUAGUAAAAUCAUGUCUUUGGUUGGACAGAAUUUACACAACCAGAGUUAUCAUCCAUUGUGGUUAAUCAAAGAAAGAAUCAAGGAACAUUUUUACAAGCAGUAUAUGGGACGGCAUCAAAACCCUCUGUUUUCUGUUUAUGAUAAUUUAUGUCCCAUUGUCACAACAGAGCAAAAUUUUGACAGCCUUCUUGUUCCUUUGGACCAUCCAAGUAGAAAGAAAGGAGACAAUUACUAUUUAAACCAUUCUCAUAUGCUUCGUGCUCACACCUCAGCUCAUCAAUGGGAUUUGAUGCAUUCUGGACUGGACGCAUUCCUGGUUGCGGGAGAUGUUUAUCGUCGCGAUGAGAUUGAUAGGACCCAUUAUCCAGUUUUUCAUCAGAUGGAAGGUGUCCGCCUGUUUUCAUACUAUGAGCUGUUUGCUGAAGUUAAAAAUAUGGAUUCUUGCCAGCUGUUUGAGCAGGGGAUUCGUACAUCGAACAAGCAAGAAGCCCACACUUUGGAGGCUGUGAAAUUGGUGGAGUUUCAGCUGAAGCAAGCACUUUCUAAACUAAUAAUGCAUCUUUUUGGAGAAGGACUAGAGAUUAGAUGGGUAGACUGCUACUUCCCAUUUACACACCCAUCGUUUGAGAUGGAGAUCAAGUUUCAGGGGAAAUGGAUGGAAGUUCUAGGAUGUGGUGUCAUGGAACAGAAGCUGGUGAAUUCAGCUGGCGCACAUGAUAAAAUUGGAUGGGCAUUUGGUCUCGGAUUAGAGAGGCUGGCCAUGAUUCUUUACGAUAUUCCUGAUAUCCGCUUGUUCUGGAGUCAAAACGAGCUCUUCCUGAAGCAGUUCUACGUGUCUGACAUCAACCAGCAAGUACAAUUUCAGCCAAUAAGCAAGUUUCCAUUUUUGGCCAAUGACAUGUCGUUCUGGCUUCCCAGUGGAGGAUAUUUGGAGAAUGAUUUUUUUGAUCUAGUCCGAAGUAUUGCAGGAGACAUUGUUGAAGAAGUGACUUUGAUUGAUCAAUAUACUGAUCCAAAGACCCAGAGAGUUAGUCAUUGCUACCGCAUUAAAUAUCGACACAUGGAGCGCACUCUGACACAAGACGAAGUCAGCAUAUUACAUAAGAAAAUUGGACAAUCAGCAAUAGAAGAGCUCAGUGUGGAAGGAAGAUUUUAAAUCAACUUAUAAAUAAUGUAAACUGUUAAUCAAGGCGUUCUUGCUUUAUAAUGUAUUAAACAAUUGAUUUAGUCUGUG